CAAGAUGGCAGCCUCCACAGUGGCUGCAGCCAGAUGCUCUUGGGAUAUUUUGGCUUCAUUUUUGCACAAUGGGAGGAGGCGGUGUCGCGUCAUCCAUCUUUUAUACAGUCAUUGAGCUAGAGCCAGAGCAGGGGAGAGAUCUGCCCUUUAAGAUGGGUGUAAUCAACAUGUGGUGACGUGUAAGAGCAAACAGACUCCAUUCACAUGUUGUUGAGAUCAGAGCUCUGUGUGAGUUUCUCUUCCUUAUAACUGAAACUACUCUGUCACUGACACUGAGAGGAAAAAUGGCACAGAAAGGAGUUCAGCUGAACAAAGAAACAAUUUCUUGUUCCAUCUGUUUGGACCUACUGAAGGAUCCAGUGACUACAGCCUGUGGACACAGCUACUGCAUGAACUGUAUUAAAAGUUUCUGGGAUCAAGAGGACAGGAAGGGAAUCCACAGCUGCCCUCAGUGCAGGAAGACUUUCACACCGAGGCCUGUCCUGGAGAAAAACACCAUGUUAGCAGCUUUAGUGGAGCAGCUGAAGAAGACUGGACUCCAAGCUGCUCCAGCUGAUCACUGCUAUGCUGGACCUGAAGAUGUGGCCUGUGAUGUCUGCACUGGGAGGAAGCUGAAAGCCAUCAAGUCCUGUUUAUCUUGUCCAGCCUCUUACUGUGAGAAACACCUCCAACCUCACUAUGAUGCAGCUCCAUUAAAGAAACACAAGCUGGUGGCCCCCUCCAAGAAGCUCCAGGAGAACAUCUGCUCUCGUCAUGAUGAGGUGAUGAAGAUUUUCUGUCGUACUGAUCAGCAGAGUAUCUGUUAUCUCUGCACAAUGGAUGAACAUAAAGGCCAUGAAACAGUCCCAGCUGCAGCAGAAAGGACUGAGAAGCAGAAGCAGCUCGAGGUGAGACGACUAAACAUCCAGCAGAGAAUCCAGGAGCGAGAGAAAGAUGUGAAGCUGCUUCAACAGGAGGUGGAGGCCAUCAAUGGCUCUGCUGAUAAAGCAGUGGAGGACAGUGAGAAGAUGUUCACUGAGCUGAUCCGUCUCAUCCAGAAAAGAAGCUCUGAUGUGAAGCAGCAGGUCAGAUCCCAGCAGGAAACUGAAGUGAGUCGAGUCAAAGAGCUUCAGGAGAAGCUGGAGCAGGAGAUCGCUGAGCUGAAGAGGAAAGACGGCGAGCUGGAGCAGCUCUCACACACAGAGGAUCACAACCAGUUUCUACACAACUACCCCUCACUGUCAGCACUCAGUGAGUCUACACACUCAUCCAGCAUCAAUAUUCGUCCUCUGAGCUACUUUGAGGCUGUGACAGCAGCUGUGUCAGAGACCAGAGAUAAACUACAGGACAUUCUGAGAGAGGAAUGGACAAACAUCUCACUGACAGUCACUGAAGUGGAUGUUUUACUGUCACCACCAGAGCCAAAGACCAGAGCUGGAUUCUUAAAAUAUUCACAUGAAAUCACACUGGAUCCAAACACAGCAAACAGAUAUCUGUCAUUAUCUGAGGGGAAAAGAAAAACAAAAGUAAUGAAACAGAAAGUGUCUUAUUCUGAUCAUCCAGACAGAUUCGCAUAUUAUUGGCAGGUCCUGAGUAGAGAGAGUCUGACUGGAUGUUAUUACUGGGAGGUGGAGUGGAGAGGAAAAGCGGUUUACGUAGCAGUCGCAUACAAGAAUAUCAGCAGAGCAGGGCGCUCAGAUGAAUGCAAAUUUGGAUACAAUGACAAAUCUUGGGCAUUACGUUGUGAAAAGGAGAGAUGCAAAUUUUUCCACAAUAAUGUCCACACUGAUCUCUCAGGUCCUCGGUCCUCCAGAGUAGGAGUGUACCUGGAUCACAGAGCAGGUAUUCUGUCUUUCUACAGCGUCUCUGAAACCAUGACUCUCCUCCACAGAGUCCAGACCACAUUCACUCAGCCGCUCUAUGCUGGACUUUGGCUUCAUGGAGAUGGAGACACUGCAGAGUUGAUUAAACUGAAAUAGACAGAAGUCAUUGCCAGAAAGUUGCUGAAAACAUGCUUUAGUUUCCAGUUUCCUUGGUCUCUUGUUCACACAGAGAUCACGUCAGUCACACUUUAUCUUUGCUACUUUGACAUCUUAUUAUUUAUUAUCUAGUUAAUGACUGACUUUGUUUGAGGGGCCCUCCAUCUUAUGUCUGUUUAGCCUCCAUGACUUUAGCUGUUGAGGUUGUCACUGUUCAUGAUGAUUUUCAUUCAGCUAAACUGAUGUUCAUGUUCAUGAAAAUUUAUGUUUCUGUGCUAUAAAUGUUUCGUGACUAUUUUUUUAAGAUGUCAUUGGUUUCAUGUUUGAAGAAAAAGCAGUGACGGACAUUAGACAACUGUAAAAAUGGGAAGCAGUUUGUUCGCACUAAUCAAAACAGCUACCAUCUUCAUCUCAUGCGGCCCCCCUGGCGCCAGCUGGUUGCUCAAGGCAAAAGCUGACAGGAAUAACAAAAUUCUCCUUUAGAUAACAAGACUGUGUUGUGACUUUCUCCCUCCUCAUUCAAGGCCACCCGCGUCGACCGAAGACUGUCGACUUUUGCCUAAUCAGGUGAAGGGACACUUUCUCUCGGUUGAACACGGAACACACACACACUCACACGCACACAUACGCAUGUACACUGACACAGACCUACACUCACCCCCCACCCCUUCCAGACGCCUUCAAAGCUUAUGUCUUCUAUGUUGUGAGAUGUGCUGAUUCAUGUGCUGAGGUGUUUUUUUCUCUGUUCUCAAACUGAUCUCCCUGUUGGAGCUCAGUCUGGGGGAGUUAUUUUUUCUCCUUGUUUUUCCUCAUGUUGUGCAUUUUCCAUUUAUACCUCUCUGACCUGUCUUCCCCAGGUCGGAGGGUAAGAUGGCGCCGCCAUUGCGUGCAAUAGGUCGGCAGCCUUAACAUGAAAUUUCCCCUUGUGGGACUAAUAAAGGUAUAUCAAUAUCAAUAUCAAUGUUUGUGCAAAUAUAGAGUCACAUGAUCACUCUGCUGUAAACCUGUGUAGUCAGUAGAUGGUGCUGACUGUGUUUGUCUUUGUGAACGCUGUAACGUCAGAGUUAGGAUCUACUUAGUUUAACACAGAAAUAUGUGUACGAGUUUUAGUUUAAGUAAUUAUAACUGUUAUAUAAACCUACAGACGUGACAUGAAUCUAAAUGUUAUUUCGUGUUGUUUAUUUCCUCUUCAGAGCAAACCUAUGCACACUCACAGAUUACAAAGGCUGUAAAACCUGUACUGUGCCCUUCAUUACUGUGCUGUGUAAAUAUCUGAGCCAACUAAAUAAAUGACUGGACUGCA
This is a messenger RNA of Oreochromis niloticus (Nile tilapia), 3261 nucleotides long. RefSeq names its product tripartite motif-containing protein 16-like. The coding region runs from base 285 to 1958 and encodes 557 amino acids. The record is from RefSeq and is a predicted model, not a curated record. Lineage: Eukaryota; Metazoa; Chordata; Actinopteri; Cichliformes; Cichlidae. The transcript is spliced from 2 exons. Gene Ontology annotation, molecular function: zinc ion binding; protein binding.